UCUCAAGGACUAACACACUGCUGGUGUGAAAAUGUCACAUAAUCUUCAAAGCAGUGUGUUAGAGGUUGCUGCUAAUACUUUCACUUAGAAAACAACUCCUUUUUUUCUUUGUUUGGAGUGUUGUGCUAUUUGUCCACCCUGUAUAGGGCGUCCCUGAGGGCAUAUCUUUUGCAUUCUUCUAACGGGCACACCUAUUGUAGAAAGGCCACUGAGAAACCGUUUGGUCACUGGCUGCAUCACUACAUUAAUAGACUCAGUUAUUUUUAGUGUUUACUUUCAGCCACAGUCAAAUGAGGAUCCUAGAAAAGGAAGUUUGAAGAAGCCUGCUGUCGAGAGAUCGUGUCCCUGAUAACUUCAAGUUACAUUGGUUGUUAUAAAGUGACGUGUGGUGAUGAUAAUGUAUCUGCUUCAAUCAAAGGGACAGUAAAUCCGACAGUUAAUUGUGGCAUACAUUUCAAUUGACAAUACAAAAUCUGAUUUGAGCUUUUUAGAAUAAUGCUGACAGGAUGCAUUUGGAAGAAAUCUCGACAGAAAUCUUUUCACACCUCUAGUGCUCCAGGUUGAGGUUUCAUCUGUCAGAAUGGAGGAUUCGUCAGAGCAGUCCCACUGGGUGUCUCCAGCUCUGCUCAGCUCAGAUCCUCUGGCUGGUUUCUCCACUGAGCCAGGCCUUCUUCCUCCAGGAGAAGAAGGAGAGGCCUUUUUCUCAAGCCAGGACACAGACUACGCCAGCCUGCCCUCCUUCUUCUCCAACCCGGGCUACAGCCGAGCGCCACCCACCUACAGACACAGCUCGGUUCGACAGGUGUUCACCUCACCGAGCCUCCUCAGCAACCUCCAGCUGCUGGACGGGCCGGGCGGCCACUCCCUGAGCUCACCCUACAACCCCCCAACCUCCACCUGGAGCAGCAGCCCUCUCAACAAGACCCCGCUGCACUCACACACCCCGACCUCCCUCUACACCCCCGGCAUCACUUCCUCAUUCACCACCUCCAGAGACGGAUACUUUUCUCCAAGCAGAGAGGGCAGGGAGAGCCCCAGGCUUCAGGAGGCCCUGAAGGCCGAGCGCCUGAGCCCGUUGGGGGGGACGGGGGCCAGCAGCAGUUUUCUGAAUCUGACACCUGCUGCUGGGAGUGUGUACACUCCAUCGUCCCACUCCCACCCACACAUGCUGAGCCCCUACAGCACGUACAUGACAGGUCCACAAGAGUACAACUCUGCCGGCCUGUACUCCAGCCCCGGAGCAUGGAUCAACCCUUCAUACUCCCCUAAACUUCGCAAUAAGAUGAGAAUAUCCACUCCAGAGGCCAGAGAGUGUGUUAACUGUGGAGCGACAGCUACCCCUCUGUGGCGUCGGGAUGGUACUGGCCACUACCUGUGUAACGCCUGUGGACUGUACCACAAGAUGAACGGUCAAAACAGACCACUAAUCAGACCCAAGAAGAGACUGAUUGUCAGCAAGCGGGCAGGUACACUGUGUGCCAACUGUCACACAAGCACAACAACACUGUGGAGACGCAACGCCAAUGGCGAGCCUGUGUGCAAUGCGUGUGGACUCUACUUUAAACUGCACAAUGUCAACCGGCCCCUCGCCAUGAAGAAAGAAGGCAUUCAAACGCGCAACAGAAAAGUAUCCAACAAAAACAAGAAGAGCAAGAAGGCCGCCAUGUUUGAUUCGUACUCGGAUGUAACUCAGCAUCCCUCUGGGGACGACAAUUGCGGGUCAUUUUCCCUCGGCCCGGGUACUCUCCUCACCUACAGCAACACACCGCACCUCAUCCCAACACCAUCACACCUGCAUCCCUCCGCCUCCUUACAAUACACACACCACCUCAACAAUGGCAUGAUAUAACAAUAAAAGGCCACCUGAAAGCUGGGUAUAUUCAGGAAUCAGUA
Messenger RNA from Etheostoma cragini (Arkansas darter), 1893 nucleotides. It is a transcript of the gene gata1a, whose product is annotated as GATA binding protein 1a. Gene Ontology annotation, molecular function: DNA-binding transcription factor activity, RNA polymerase II-specific; RNA polymerase II cis-regulatory region sequence-specific DNA binding; zinc ion binding. The coding region runs from base 581 to 1849 and encodes 422 amino acids. NCBI's taxonomy places the organism in Eukaryota, Metazoa, Chordata, Actinopteri, Perciformes, Percidae. The transcript has 5 exons. Gene Ontology annotation, cellular component: nucleus. The record is from RefSeq and is a predicted model, not a curated record. Gene Ontology annotation, biological process: cell fate commitment; negative regulation of transcription by RNA polymerase II; positive regulation of transcription by RNA polymerase II.